Molecule: messenger RNA, 1251 nt
Organism: Naegleria gruberi
Lineage: Eukaryota; Heterolobosea; Eutetramitea; Acrasida; Naegleriidae
Exons: 1
Coding region: 1-1251 (416 amino acids)
Source: RefSeq, a predicted model, not a curated record
AUGCUUACUAAUGAAACAUUCUUAUUAGAAUCCGCUCAUCAAACAAGUAGUAAACUAAUCAGUAAGGCACCUAAAUGUACUAUUGAAUCCUUUCAAUUAUUACUUGGUGCAAUUGACUAUAUCAAUGACAAUGGCGGACAAGAAACCUUCCCUAAAUUAUUAAUUUAUGAUGACACAGCAGCAACAGCAAAUCAUCAUACUACAACAACAACAAUAACCGAAGAACUUUCUAAUAGUAAUUCAAUUGAAGAAGAUUAUGUACCUCCUUCUCUGACAAUUAGUGACGAAUCUGAGGAUAAAUCUUCGGAGGAUGAACAAGCAUCAACUACACAAACUCAAACUAUCACAACUCCAAAAUCUAAAUCAAAUAAUUCUAAACAUUCGAAUAGUAGUAAUACAAAUGGAAAGGCUAGAGGAGGUCAUUACCGUAACGGUGUUGAUGAUUCUUCUUUAAUAUGUAGUUGUUGCAAAAGAGAUUCAUCAUCAGUGAGUUUUCUCAAAAACUAUAGUAUUCAUGCAGGUAAUAUUGACAAUUACCGAAACACAUUCCCAGACUAUGAUGUUGUACCUGGUAUUUCAUGCAUGACAUGUUAUCAUAAGAGUUGGAGAUAUAGCAAGGGUCUCUAUGAUCCAAACAAAGCAAGAGGAACAGUUAAUAAGAGAGAGGGAAUUCAAAAGAGUCCUUCUCCAUCUUCUUCAACUCCAUCCUCCUCAACUCGUAAGAAGAACGCAUCUCAAAAGAGAAAAUCCAAUAGUAAUGCAGUUGUUGAACAACAACAACUUGAUAAUGAAGUAAACUCCUCUGAAGAUGUCAAGAGUAAACCAAGAAAGAUUUCAAAGAGAAGACAAAAUUCCUCUCCUUCAUCCAAUCAAUCUAAUGGUAAUGAUAAUUCAAAUCAAAAUGAUUUGGAAUUUGAAAAUCAAAUGAAUGAAAAUCAAUCAUACACCACCUCUACAUAUGAAAAUUCUCAGGGGUUACAUCAUUCUUUGAGAUUGGUUUUGAAAUUUGUUUGGAUAGAGCAAGGUGAUGAUGGAGAAGUGUAUUCUUGCCCAAUGAGUUUAGAUUUUGUUCCUACCACUCUAACUUCAAUCAAAUCUCUGGUUAUUGGAAAAUUAAAGACUAAAUUGUCUGGUUAUGAAUGUGACUCAAUUGUGUGGUGUCACGAUAAUCAGAAAACUCUCCUAACUGAUACUGAAUUACAGCAAAAAGCUUUGAGAAAUGAUGAUAUUCUCAUUGUGAAUGUAAAAUAA